GGGUGUUUCAAGACUGCGGUGCGGAGAGCAGAAAGAAUAGAGAUAAGGAAGUUAGUUUCAGGGAAUUCAGCUUGCAGCAUGUGAUACUAAGAACUAGAAGAGAAACUACCUGUGUAGGAAAGCUGCAGUCUCGAGAUUGUAGGGAGAGCUACUGAGGAGAGCACAUGAAGAGCCAAAUGCCUGUGACAGGGCCAAAUGCUGGUGACAGGGCCAAAUGCCUGUGACGGGGUCAGCACGGGCAUUCUGCUUUCAUACACGUCUCGUAAAACUCUCUCACCGGCUUUACUGGAGUUCACCUUUACCUGCAUUUUCUGGAGCAUGUGACUUAUCAGUGUGAUAUAGAAUGCUGCUCAUCUUCCUUGUCCUGCUAGUUCAAGCUGCUUCAGCUAAAAGAAUCUGUACUUUACAGCCUCAAAAUGUAAUCUUCUCAUCUAUAAACCUUAAAAAUGUACUGAUGUGGUCAGCGCCAAACAUUUCUGGAAAAGUUCGAUACAGCGUGCAGUACCGUAUAUAUGGUGAAGAGAGUUGGAAGGACAAAUUGGAUUGCACAAAAAUCAAGACAACCAGUUGUGACUUAUCAGAUGAGACAUCAAAUUCUCAGGAGGAUUACUAUGCUAAAGUUAUUAUGCAUCAGAAUGGCUGUUCUAGCUCAACAGAAACAGAUAGAUUUAAUCCACUGGCACAAACUAUAAUUGGACCACCUGAAGUCAGCUUGAGUCUUGGAGAUAAAUCAUUUUUAAUAAAUGUGUCAUAUCCUGAUUUCCGUCUUGAUCAUUUUUCCAUAAUUGAAUAUCAUAUUUCAAUAAAGAACAUGAAAACACAGGUCUCUCGUGAAUUGGAUUUCAGCGAUCCAAACACAACGUACUAUGUUAUUAAUCAAGAAUUGAUACACCCAGACCCGGGCACCACAUACUGUGUAACUGUCUUUACUGUAUUUACUGCUUUACCCAGGAAGCAGAGUGUUCCUUCUACAGAAAGAUGUAUCCUCAUUCCACAAGACCGCAGUUCAGAAGAAGCCGUUAAAAUUACAUCUACAAUAGUUCUGCCUGUAGUUCUGAUCAUAAUGAUAGCUGUUGCCACGGGAUUCAGCAUUUAUAGAUAUAUUCAUGUCAAUCAGCUGGCACAGCCUAAAAUUCUGACUCUCUCUAAGAGCAGAAAGAAUAAUACAAUUCACUUGGAGACACAUGUGGCCAUUAAUAUUGUCACAAUCGAUUCCUGUAAAUUGAAAAUGUUGGAACAGUGUCUGUCUAACAACCCAGAUUUGCAAACAAUGGGUGAGGGUCAUCUCUGUGAUAAAGCAGGACAUGUGAAUGACAACAUAGAAGCUAUUGAACAAACAGUGGAAGAUGAUGAUGAUGUUGGUUACAUAACUCUUCAGGAAGAAAAAUCAGCCAGCAAGACCACCAUAACACCAUAUGAUAUGCCACAUAAUUUAGCUCACCAGCAACCAGUAACCCAACCAACAGAAUCUUGUGGUUCAGAGAAUUCGGAGGAUCUAUUGUAUGGACAUAUUAAAAGCACAUGUAGCUCUUCCCUUGAGCAGGAGCCUCAUCGGAUACCCCCUGUGAAAGAAGGUAAUUCUUCAGAAGUUGCAGAAAAUUUAUACAAGCUACAACAGCCCAUAGUGAAAAAUUCCCCCAAUUUUUUUAAUGACUCUUGUGUUACUGAAUUAGGAAUAUCGAAGGAGUGUCAGUUAGGAUUGAGAACAAUGGAAUGUAGGAAAGAAUCAGAUGAUAAACGUCUCACAGAGUGUAGUGGUUUGUUUAUACAUUGGCCUCCUUCAAGUAUUCCUCAAUACAUACCCAAUUUAUUUACCAAAGAUGGUGAAGAAGACUCUGAAAUGAGUGAAAGUCUCUUAUCAAAAUUGUAUAAGCCCGUCAUCCCUAAUGAAGUCACUGAAGAAGAUGAACUCUUGAACCUAGAGGAACGGUGGCAGCUCCAUGUACAAAUGACUUCUUAGGUAAAAACUAUGAUGAUUAACGUUUACAAAUACUCUGUGUGCAAUGUACAAUUCAGCCACACAAAAGUGGCAGGAAAACGCUAACUAAACAAAUCUUUAAAAUCAGAGGAAUGUUCAUAGUAUUCUUUAGCAUUAACCUUUGAGCUCAGGAGCUUUUGGCAAAUGUAUCCCAAACAUGUCUCUAAGCUGUAAGAUGCACAUUUGUGUGCUUGUUCAUUUUUAAGAAAGAAGCUAAAAGGUGUACCAAAAUUGCAAUUUGCGUAAUGCUCUAAGUUAUAAGAGAUGGUACUGUAUAUCCAGCAUUACUACAAAAAAAACCUUUGCAUAGUAAAUUACUUGUCCCUGAGAUGUACUUACAAUUACUUUGGACACAAAGAGGUUUUAUCUUGCAUAGCACAGAUGCUAUUUUACUAAUUUUACAAUAACACAGCCCAAGCUUUACUGCUGUUGCUAAUUACAAAAGUACACUGGUUUUCCUAGUCUAUGCUGGGCUGAUUCAUAUAGAAAAGAUAACUAAAAUGUACUAUAACAUUGUAUACUGGCUUUUAUUUUAACAUAUUUUAAUUAAAAGUUUGCAGAAAAAAACAAAAUAAAACAUUACUUAUGCUCCAAUGAUUGCUCCUAGCAAGGUGUACAUGACCCUUGCACUGCCCACACUCCCAAGGAGGACCCCUUAAAUAACAACACUGACACCAUCAGGUUGGAUGUUGACAAGGCCUAUAUAUUUAUUUUGAAAUGUGACAACAUUACCUCUUUAUGAACAACCUAACUGGUAAUUAAUCUGUCAUGUACCAUCAGUCACUUAAUAUUGACCGU
Messenger RNA from Spea bombifrons (plains spadefoot toad), 2776 nucleotides. RefSeq names its product interleukin 20 receptor subunit alpha (gene IL20RA). Gene Ontology annotation, molecular function: protein binding. NCBI's taxonomy places the organism in Eukaryota, Metazoa, Chordata, Amphibia, Anura, Pelobatidae. The coding region runs from base 344 to 1960 and encodes 538 amino acids. The record is from RefSeq and is a predicted model, not a curated record. The transcript has 8 exons.